Messenger RNA from Pomacea canaliculata, 1465 nucleotides. Its product is annotated as baculoviral IAP repeat-containing protein 5-like. Lineage: Eukaryota; Metazoa; Mollusca; Gastropoda; Architaenioglossa; Ampullariidae. The record is from RefSeq and is a predicted model, not a curated record. The transcript has 4 exons. Bases 101 to 517 code for a protein of 138 amino acids.
UGUGUGGCGAAGUACUUCCGGCUAGGCGCUCAUUUCAAAAGCGCUGGAGAUAUUUCGUUUACUGCACUGAGUUUGAGAAACAUUAUAAAAACUGGCUGCCAUGGCAGACCACGACGAGAUUGAUGAUUAUUUUAUGCAUUUUAAAGAUCAUAGACUAAAGACUUUCAAAAACUGGCCCUUUGAAGAUGGUUCGUGUUGCGCAGAAAAGCUGGCAGAUGCUGGUUUCUACCACAUUGCAACUGAUCAAUCCCCCGAUGCAACACGAUGCUUUGCCUGCUACAAGGAGCUAGAUGGAUGGGAGCCCAAUGAUGAUCCAUGGCAUGAGCACAAAAAGCACUCCCCAUCCUGUGCAUUUCUCAAGAUGGGCAUGGCUGUAGAAGAAAUGACCGUACAAGAAUUAAUGAAACUGGAAAUCAAACGUCAAGCAUGCAAAAUGACAAAAGCUGUUGAUGCCAAGAUCAAGGAAUUUGAACUGCAAUGUGAGGAAGUGCGAAAAGAGAUGAAGGCAUUGUUGUAACAGAAUGAGUCACUUGUUCAUUUUCAUGAUACUGCUCUUGGUUAAUCUAUUUCCUAUGUGUUUGUAUGUGUAAGUGAAACAUUAUUUCUAACUGCCAAAGUAAAUGUACAUGCACAAAACUUUGGGUUUUUUUUAUUUGUAGUUGAAACAUUAGAUCAUUCUCAAUACUACUAGUUCGGUAAGCUUAUAGCAGGUCAGAUUAUAGCAUUUUUAAUUUGCUGAUUUCCUUCAAUUUGGCAAGUGAUUAGAUUAAAAGAGCAAAACAUAUUGAAAGUAUUAGUGUAAAUUGACAUCUAAAUCUUACAAGCUUGUAUAAUUUUCAGAAAAAAUAAACCUAAAUAUUGGUCAAAGACUAUUAAGUUAUUUUUGUUCCCAGUUGUUCCAAAUCAAGUCAUUGACUUUCCUCAUGUCAUUUGAGAUCACUGUUUUGGCAAUGGUGACGUUGAAAUUUUAUAGUAUAAUCAUUCCAAAUAUUUUUAACCAUUCAUUCAUUACUUGUACCUUGUGUUGGUAAAAUUAUUUGUUAUAUACCUAAUUUGGGAGCAAAAGGGUUAAAAGAGUAAGCAAAACAAAGAACUUCUGUACCAAAAGGAACAUGAGAAAUGAUAAAAUCAGGCUCUUUAGUAAUGCUUUUGACUUGACCAUUUUGAGUUUAUCAGAAAUGUUUUAGCAGACUGCCGGCAGCAAAGAUUUCAGUUAGCCUUUCUCAGGUACCAUGUUUGAUUCCACUUUGUUGCAUGACAUUUAACUGUAAGAAUUAUGGUAGGCAAGGGACCUUAAAAUGUUUGUCUUUUGGCCUUGUUUUCAAUUUUUAAGAAGUAUUUACAAAGGACUUGCUGUUUGCACAGUGAUAAAAAGGCUGCUGAUUUGUAUAGCCAGUGUUGCCCAAAACAACAAAUCAAAAUGUAUUCUUUUGUAUAUUGUAUGAAUAAAUUAGUUUAACUAAAA